Desarmillaria tabescens is the source of this 606-nucleotide messenger RNA. RefSeq lists its product as uncharacterized. NCBI's taxonomy places the organism in Eukaryota, Fungi, Basidiomycota, Agaricomycetes, Agaricales, Physalacriaceae. The record is from RefSeq and is a predicted model, not a curated record. The transcript has 6 exons. Bases 1 to 606 code for a protein of 201 amino acids.
AUGACUACCAAUCUUGACCCCUACACCGCGAAGGCCGAAAAUAAGGAUCUCACCCCCCAACAGAAGAUCGAAGGACUGCACGAAAUCGUCCAAUCCGCCAAGACCGGUAUGCUCACCACAAGAUCUGCAGAUGGCCACCUUCACUCCCGUGCCAUGAUGCCCUCUGCUCCUUUCAGUGGUACUCAGUUGGCUCUUGCUUUUGUUGCCAACAACGCAAGCCACAAGUUUGAGGAAAUUGACAACGAUUCUCACGUCAACGUCAGCUUCUUCAACACUGAUACCACAAGCUGGGCUUCCUAUUCUGGAAGAGCUAGAGUCAGUAGAGACAAGGAAACAAUCGCCAAACAUUGGUCUACUGGUUUAUCUGCUUAUUUCGGUGAUCUCAAGGACGGUAUCCACAAAGGCGAUGAAAAUGAUCCACGUAUCUCUAUAAUUGAAGUGAUCCCCGAAGAAAUCAGGUACUGGGUGGCGACCAAGGAAUCCGUAGGACGGGCUAUCGAUACGGCAGUCAGUGCUGUCACCAAGAACUGCGCGGCACCUGGCGAAUUGAGGACUAUCUCCAAGGCGGAGAUUCAGCUGACACAGCGCAUGCAAUCGGCAUCUUGA